AUGUAUGGCUUAUCUGAGGCUACAAUCAAAGCAGACUACACAAGGGCAAUUGGCUGUCAUGAGUCGUCAAUUGCUUUGUUGCAAGAUAUUAUCGAUAAAAUAAAUGAGGAAUCGUUGAUCAACCAUUUCAACACCAUCAAUUCGCUUAAAACAUUGAAAUUGCAGAUCGAAAAACGAAUAGAUCAGCUCAGAUUGGUACAGAAAUCAAAAGAAUCAAAGCAAUUGCGCGACCAAACCCCAAUCAUCAAGGAAAGUUCAGCCAUUUCUGUUACCGAUACCACUUUAACAGACCAAAUCAGACUACUGAUGGCAAAAGACCUCAAUUACGAUAUGGAAACAAAUAAAGUCAAAUUCAUAGACCAGGAAAAGAUCAACCAGCUCGAGCAUGAACUCCAAUUGCUCAACUUCAAAGAGAAAUCCUCAAAGCAACAAACUCUCGAAGAAGCAAAACUUAAAACAGAUACACUCACGGACCUGAACCUGGUUUAUUACAGUGAACUGAUGGCAAGUCAUGAAUUCAUCAAAGACCUACUUAAACUGCUCGGAACAGGACCCCAACAGAAUGAUAUCGACCAGUACCAGGAACUGAAAACAACCAUAGAUGAUCUACAACAAAAAUUGGCUACUCAGGAAAGAGACCGCAUUCUCUUGGAAAACCAAAUCAUUAAACUCAAGGAACGCUGGAAUAACCUGGUCGAAAGCGCGCUAUUUAGAAACAACCCGCAAGUUGUGCUCUAUCACACGUUUUUGCAGGUCUUUGUAAUGAAGCUUGCCCUUUUCGGUGGACUGGUCAAACAGCUCAUUUUCAAACAAGUGUUCACUGAAUUGACCUUCAAAUUGCUUCCAGUCAAUCAGCUCCUCGGUGGUGAACAGCUGAACAAUUUCUUUCUCGGCAGGCAACUUGUCAACAUUCUUGUCAAUCUUCACUCUAGAGAUCAAGUCGUUUUGCAAAUUGGAGUAUGGCGAGAGAACGCUGUUGUACACAAUCUGCUUCAAUGCCUUCAAAGACUCUACCUUGUCUCCCUUAAUCUUAGGUAUGUCAUAAAUUGCCAAGUGGUAUUUGACCAAGUCAAUAUAGUUGUCUUCACUCAAAGCAAUAUCGAUCAUAAGUCUGUAAUACUCCAGUUUUUGGUCGGCGAAUUUCUCUAG
Messenger RNA from Ogataea philodendri, 1149 nucleotides. RefSeq lists its product as uncharacterized. The coding region runs from base 1 to 1149 and encodes 382 amino acids. Lineage: Eukaryota; Fungi; Ascomycota; Pichiomycetes; Pichiales; Pichiaceae. The record is from RefSeq and is a predicted model, not a curated record. The transcript is spliced from 3 exons.